Molecule: messenger RNA, 3461 nt
Organism: Nerophis lumbriciformis (worm pipefish)
Lineage: Eukaryota; Metazoa; Chordata; Actinopteri; Syngnathiformes; Syngnathidae
Product: inactive dipeptidyl peptidase 10-like
Biological process (GO): regulation of potassium ion transmembrane transport; proteolysis
Cellular component (GO): plasma membrane; voltage-gated potassium channel complex
Molecular function (GO): potassium channel regulator activity; serine-type peptidase activity
Source: RefSeq, a predicted model, not a curated record
GAAACAGGACUGAAUGCACACAAGCAGCUGGCGUUUAAAAUGUUAUGUGCUGCCUGGUCUUACGAAUCUACUGUGAAAAUAACCGCUCCAUUGGCUGACGAAGACGAUACAGGACCAACCAGCAGACUGAUUUCAUUCUCCUUUCAUUCACUGCUGCUGUGGUCAAACUACUCAGACCUUCAUCCAUCUAUCCAUCCAGCGGUUGCUCGGCUUCUCCAACAUGAAUCAAAGUGCGGGAGCAGCCCAGCACAGUCGCAGGUAUUCAUGUGAUGACAAGGACAUGGGGCAAAGAGGACCAGACAGGAACUGGAAAGGGAUCGGUAUUGCCCUACUCGUUAUUAUGUUGGUGCUUUCGCUUAUUGGACUGUCAAUCGUUCUGCUAUCAAAAGAUAACCGCAAUCAAUUUUCUGGCUCCCACUUGACCUUGGAUGACAUCUUCCAUCGGAACUUCCAAAUACAUGAUCCUGAUGCUAAGUGGCUCAAUGAAAAAGACGUUGUCUUCCUCAACUGGGAUGGACAUUUAUUGAAAGCCAACACAGAGAACAACAAGACAGAACUCUUGCUGCGAAACACAACUUUUUCCACCUUUAAAGCCUCAAAGUUUGCAGUUUCUCCUGAUCUGAACUUGGUUCUUCUGGGAUAUGAUGUCAGCCAGGUUUACCAGCACUCUUUCUUAGCGUCAUACCUCAUCUUCAAUCUAAACACCAGGGAAGUGAUUGAGUUAAAUCCUCCAGAAGUAUCAAAUGCUGUUCUCCAGUUGGCUUCAUGGGGUGUUAGUGGUCAGCAAUUGAUAUACAUUUUUGAAAACAACAUUUACUACCAAGCAGAUAUGAAGAGCAGCUCAUUGAGGCUCACUUCUUCUGGACAGGAUGGUGUCAUCUUCAACGGCAUUGCAGACUGGCUGUAUGAGGAGGAGGUUUUGCACUCUCAGGCAGCUCACUGGUGGUCACCUGACGGCUCAAGACUGGCCUACCUGACAAUUAAUGACUCGCUGGUGCCAAAGAUGCUACUGCCCUCUUAUUUGGGCUCACUGUACCCCCGGGGUCAAGAGUAUGCGUACCCUAAGAUGGCUCAAAUCAACCCAUCUGCAAAGCUAUAUGUUGUAAUCCUCAAUGGCAGCUCCCAAGCAACUGAAGUGUUACCUCCUGACAGUCUACACAGGAGUGAAUACUACAUCACCAUGGUGAAAUGGGUGACGGCAGACAAGCUAGCUGUGCGCUGGGUGACCCGGGCACAGAACAUGUCCAUUCUUUCCCUCUGUAAUGUAAUCACCAAUACCUGCGCAAAGGGACAUGUGAUGAUGUCAGACAAGUGGCUGGAUCGUCAGAAUCAAGAACCAUUCUUUUCGAAGGACCACACAGUAUUCUUCAUGGCACUGCCGUUGAAACACGGCCUUCUCGGGACAUUCCAGCACGUCACCAUGAUCUCCACCCAAGGACAAAAUGUCAAACUUAUUCCUUUAACUUCAGGAUGCUGGGAGGUGUCUCAAAUUCUUGCAUAUGAUGAGAACACUCAAUCAGUUUUUUUCUUAAGUAAAGAAAACAGCACAACGCAGCAACAAUUAUACAGUGUUUUGACUGCGGAGCCAUUUUAUAAACGAUGCCUCACGUGUGCCCUCUUCAAGUCACACUGCACGUACUACGAUGCUGAGCUCAGCACAAACUAUCAGCAUGUUCUUCUACAUUGUCGAGGCCCUGGAAUACCACAAACUACUCUGCACAGAUUAGACAACAUGGAGGACCACCAGGCCCUGGAGAUGAAUGCCGUAUUACGACAGUCACUGAGCAACAGGAAGGUACCUCAGCGCGAAAAAAGAACUGUGCAAAUCAACAAUUUUGCACUUUCUAUGGAAUUAAUUGUACCAGUGGAUUUUGAUGAAACAUACGAACAUCCACUUCUACUAAUGCUGGACAGCGCCCCCGGUGGUCAGGCUGUGAGUGAUCGCUUCAGUCUCAGUUGGGAUUCCGUGCUGGUCAGUUCAGACGACGUCAUCGUGGCUCGCCUGGAUGGGCGAGGCAGUGGCUUCCAGGGCCAGAGAGUUCUUCAUGAGGUCGACAAGAGACUAGGAACUGUGGAUGUUCAGGACCAGAUCGCAAUUGUAAAACAUCUCAUGAUGCUCCCUUAUAUCGAUGGUAACAGAGUUGGAGUUUAUGGAAAGGCAUAUGGAGGUUUUCUUACAUCCAUCCUGCUACUCUCCUACAGCUCGACGUUCAGCUGUGGUGUAGCAGUAGCUCCUAUCACAAACUGGAGGCUUCAUGGGUCUACCAUUACUGAGAAAUAUUUUGGAUUUCCGGCUGAAGAUGAUCACAAGUAUCAGGUUUCCAGUCUACUUGGUGAUGUCACUGGACCAGUUUUAUUGAAGUUCCUUAUUAUCCAUGGCACAGCAGACGCUAAUGUUCAUUUCCAACAUUCUGCGGAGUUGAUCAAGCACCUGUCUGAGUCGAACCACAACUACACUCUGCAGAUUUUUCCGGAUGAAGGACACGUUUUUGCGUCUAUCAAGAGUCAACGCUACAUGCUGAACUCGGUGGUCGCCUUCUUUAAGGACUGCUUUGAUAAGGAACAGACCGAGGACCAAAAUGCGUCUAAAGAUGACGACUAAAGAUGGGAUGGAGAAUGUUCUGCGAUGAGACUGUCCAAGAAUGUAGAACCAGCAUGGACUUACCUUUGCGGUCCUGAAGGUUUACCUUCCAAAGCGACUUAUUACAGAGCACUUAAGCAGCAAACACAGCACAUAUUCCGAAGCCUAUUUAACCAUGUCGUCAUGUCUACAAUGCAGAAAAAACAACUGCAAUAUUUAUAUCAUGCAAGGCAGUAUUACAGCCACUCUGAAAGUAAACAUAUAUUGUGUUGUAAUUAAUAAAUGUCAAAAGUCUCCAUGCAGUCAUUGUGUACGUUGUACCACCAGAGGGUGCCAGCUAUUGUUCUUUGGAUGGAGAAUCGCCUCAAAAUAGGCUGCUAUAUACAAUUAAUAACCAUAAUUAUAUGCAAUUAUUAUUGCAAUUAACCAUCUGCUAUAUUAAAAUGGUUUGAAUUACACAACCCUGAGACAAGUCAUAAUUGUCUGCUCAUAUUAAUCUCUUACACUUGCCGUUAAUAUGUGGAAUUAGAAUUGAGAUAAAGGGCCUGUACAAUUCCAAGUAAUAAAUACUAAAUACUGUGAAAAAAACAUGGCAUGUACUUUUCGUGGGCGUGUUGCGUGUUAUCUACUAAGGUCGAUUGAUAACAAGACCUAAAGUGGUGCAAAAUGCCCUAUUUAAAUGUGGAUUUUGUUUGGAGACAAUGGAGACACUCAUUUACUGCACAUCCAUGUUAUCAGGCUCCAUAAUUUGGUGUUUUGUUGUGGAACAUGCAGCAAAAAACUAUAAUCUGUAGCACAUAGAAUACCUCCUGCAUUUCCAUCUACAACAGAACCUACCGUAUUUUCCGCACUAUAAGGCGCACCUAAAAACCACAAAUUU